This is a messenger RNA of Closterium sp. NIES-65, 18585 nucleotides long. NCBI's taxonomy places the organism in Eukaryota, Viridiplantae, Streptophyta, Zygnematophyceae, Desmidiales, Closteriaceae. The record is from the annotation of a GenBank genome assembly.
AUGAUCGCGCUCAUCUCGCGCCGCCGCUCUCAGCGGCGAGCCGGCGGCGGAGCGGGAGAGCAAGGCGCGGGGGUGGUAGAGGCGGCGAUUUGGCGGGGCAGAGGCGCGGGGCCCUUGAGACGGAUUGGUGGGCGCGAGGUCACGGCAGUCAGGGCACGCCGAGUCCGCUGGCCUGUGUCGCAUGGUCGUGGCUCCGUCACUCUAUGCGAGGACGCCCUCCCUGCUCCCCGCGAACUCCGCUCACUCAGCCCCCCCUCUGCCCACGCCCUCCUCUUCCCCCUUUCCGCCCCUCGCUUCUCGCGUGAGAAACUCGCCCUCUCGUCGACGCGCUUCGACCUGCCGCAGCGACGGCCUCGCUGCUCCACACCGCGCGUCUCCCAGUUCCGCCCCGUCGCACCCCACCCUCGUUUCGCACGCGCCACUAACGCGCACGCGUUCGCCACCGUCACUUCCCCCUUCCCGUUCCGCCCACCAGCACGGGCGUCCAGGCAAGCAAGGCUGCGCUGCAGCGCGCACACGCCCCCUGCGCGCAUGCGGGAGAAUGCCUCCGCGCGCACGCGUGGCAGGCAAUUCAGCGGGCAAGACGCAGGCAUCUGCAAGAUCGUGCCGCCCGUGCUGCCCACGGUGCCCGCGGGGCACGUGCUGCAGCGCGGGCAGAAGCGCCCCUUCCGCUUCACCACGCGCGAGCAGCCCGUGCGCGUGGCGACGUGUGCGCAUGGCGACCCCCCCGCCUUCCGCAUGAGCGGCAGCCCACGCCCUCUUGACCUCUCGCUCUGCCACAAUCCUCUCCCUUCUCUCGCGUUCCUCCUGUCCGCGUCUCAUCACCCCCAUUACCUCCCCACCCUUGCUUCUCUUGCCCUCAUCCUCCCCACUCGCCCGCCCAUCACCGCUCCUCGUUCCAACAGAACCUACUCUCUCCCCGAAUUUGAGCGCAAGGCCGAUCGCUUCCUGGCCACACGAUUCGCCACAUCAGCAGCGCUGCCAGCUGGCAUGGUGGAGCAGCUGUACUGGCAGGAGAUGGAGGGCGGCGCCAGGGAGGCAGGGGGGCACACAGAUAGGAGCAAGGGCGGAGGGCGGGGGGCGGAGGGGGGAGGUGGGGGCGCAGGGGCGCGGGGGGGGCGGGGGGUGGCGCAUGUGGAGUAUGGCAGUGAUGUGGACGGGUCGGGGUUCUCCUCCCACCCGCGUGACCCGCUCGCCUCGUCCAGCUGGAACCUCAACGUGCGCACCUCCCCCUGCCACCACCACCACACGCCCCCCUCUCAUCCCUCAUCUCUCUCGCUCACCUGCAUUGACCGCACUCACCACUGCCUUUCACCGCACCCUUGCCGUGCCACUGUUCGCACUCCUUCUCUCCUCCUUUUGUCUCUGGCCCAUCUGUUCCUCUCUCUUCCACCCUCAACCGCGCCUCGCCUCCCCCCCCUGCAGGUGCUCCCCCGGCUGCCCGCCUCUGUGCUGCACCGCCUGCCCGUUGACAUUGCGGGCGUGACAGCGCCCAUGCUGUACGUGGGGAUGCUCUUCAGCACCUUCGCCUGGCACGUUGAGGACCACUACCUCUACAGCUGGACCCACUCUCUUUUUCCUUCCAUGCCAUCCCACUGUAUCCCAUACCAUCGCAUGCCAUCCCACCGUAUCCCAUAUCAUCGCAUGCCAUUCCACCGUAUACCAUAUCAUCGCAUGCCAUCCCACCGUAUCCCAUACCAUCGCAUGCCAUCCCACCGUAUCCCAUAUCAUCGCAUGCCAUUCCACCGUAUCCCAUAUCAUCGCAUGCCAUCCCACGGUAUCCCAUAUCAUCGCAUGCCAUCCCACCGUAUCCCAUAUCAUCGCAUGCCAUCCCACCGUAUCCCAUAUCAUCGCAUGCCAUUCCACCGUAUCCCAUAUCAUCGCAUGCCAUCCCACCGUAUCCCAUAUCAUCGCAUGCCAUUCCACCGUAUCCCAUAUCAUCGCAUGCCAUCCCACCGUAUCCCAUAUCAUCGCAUGCCAUUCCACCGUAUCCCAUAUCAUCGCAUGCCAUUCCACCGUAUCCCAUAUCAUCGCAUGCCAUCCCACCGUAUCCCAUAUCAUCGCAUGCCAUUCCACCGUAUCCCAUAUCAUCGCAUGCCAUUCCACCGUAUCCCAUAUCAUCGCAUGCCAUUCCACCGUAUCCCAUAUCAUCGCAUGCCAUCCCACCGUAUCCCAUAUCAUCGCAUGCCAUCCCACCGUAUCCCAUAUCAUCGCAUGCCAUGCCACCGUAUCCCAUAUCAUCGCAUGCCAUCCCACCGUAUCCCAUAUCAUCGCAUGCCAUCCCACCGUAUCCCAUAUCAUCGCAUGCCAUUCCACCGUAUCCCAUAUCAUCGCAUGCCAUCCCACCGUAUCCCAUAUCAUUGCAUGCCAUCCCACCGUAUCCCAUAUCAUCGCAUGCCAUCCCACCGUAUCCCAUAUCAUCGCAUGCCAUCCCACCGUAUCCCAUAUCAUCGCAUGCCAUUCCACCGUAUCCCAUAUCAUCGCAUGCCAUUCCACCGUAUCCCAUAUCAUCACAUGCCAUUCCACUGUAUCCCAUAUCAUCGCAUGCCAUCCCACCGUAUCCCAUAUCAUCGCAUGCCAUCCCACCGUAUCCCAUAUCAUCGCAUGCCAUUCCACUGUAUCCCAUAUCAUCGCAUGCCAUCCCACCGUAUCCCAUAUCAUCGCAUGCCAUCCCACCGUAUCCCAUAUCAUCGCAUGCCAUUCCACCGUAUCCCAUAUCAUCGCAUGCCAGCCCUGCGCAACUCAUUGCAUUCCGUGCUAUUGCGUCCACCUGGCUACAUGUCAUCCCCUUCCUGCCUCGCUCACCUGCCCCUCUGCCCCUCCCACACCGCACCGCACCGAACCACCCAUCUGCCCGCCGCCAGCAUCAACUACCAGCACAUGGGCGCGCCCAAGACGUGGUACGGCGUGCCGGGCAUGGCGGCGCACGCCUUUGAGGCCGUCGCCAUGCGCCACGUGUACGGCCAGGGGGACGCCCAGGGGGGGUGCGCGGCCAGGGACCCACGUGGGGGCGUCAAGUGCGAGGAGGAGGUAGGGAGGGCGCACGGAGGGGGUGGGGUGGAAUGGAGGGGCGCGGCUGUGCAGGGUGGUGGCGCGGGGGAGGUGAGGGGCGGAGGGAGUGUGCAGGGGGGCACCUGCGGAGAGCAGUUGCGGACGCCUGGGCGAGGGGGCGGGUGGGGGAACAGGAGAGGGGGGCGGGGAGGGCGGGGUCGCGGUGGGAGGGGCGCGGCCGGGGGAGGGGCGCCUGCUGUGAGGGGUGAGGGCGGAGGGGGGGAGGGCAGGUGCGCGGGGAGCUGUGAGGUGGGCGAGGUGGAGAGGGCGGGUGGUGCAGGGGCGGGCGAGCAGGGGCGGUGGGGCGGUGGGGCGGUGGGGCGAGCGUGCGCGUUGCUGAUGGGCAAGACGACCAUGUUCUCGCCCCGCCUGCUGCUGGCCCAUGGCGUGCCCGUGGUGCGCGCCGUGCAGGCCGCGGGGGAGUUCGUGGUGACGUACCCGCGGUCGUACCAUGCUGGGUUCAGCCAUGGUGAGAUGGUCGUACCAUGCUGGGUUCAGCCAUGUCUCACACAUGCAUGCACUCACGUCCCCCUCUGCUCUUCCGUGUCCCCCUCUGCUCUUCCGUGUCCCCCUCUGCUCUUCCGUGUCCCCCUCUGCUCUUCCGUGUCCCCCUCUGCUCUUCCGUGUCCCCCUCUGCUCUUCCGUGUCCCCCUCUGCUCUUCCGUGUCCCCCUCUGCUCUUCCGUGUCCCCCUCUGCUCUUCCGUGUCCCCCUCUGCUCUUCCGUGUCCCCCUCUGCUCUUCCGUGUCCCCCUCUGCUCUUCCGUGUCCCCCUCUGCUCUUCCGUGUCCCCCUCUGCUCUUCCGUGUCCCCCUCUGCUCUUCCGUGUCCCCCUCUGCUCUUCCGUGUCCCCCUCUGCUCUUCCGUGUCCCCCUCUGCUCUUCCGUGUCCCCCUCUGCUCUUCCGUGUCCCCCUCUGCUCUUCCGUGUCCCCCUCUGCUCUUCCGUGUCCCCCUCUGCUCUUCCGUGUCCCCCUCUGCUCUUCCGUGUCCCCCUCUGCUCUUCCGUGUCCCCCUCUGCUCUUCCGUGUCCCCCUCUGCUCUUCCGUGUCCCCCUCUGCUCUUCCGUGUCCCCCUCUGCUCUUCCGUGUCCCCCUCUGCUCUUCCGUGUCCCCCUCUGCUCUUCCGUGUCCCCCUCUGCUCUUCCGUGUCCCCCUCUGCUCUUCCGUGUCCCCCUCUGCUCUUCCGUGUCCCCCUCUGCUCUUCCGUGUCCCCCUCUGCUCUUCCGUGUCCCUCUCUGCUCUUCCGUGUCCCUCUCUGCUCUUCUGUGUCCCCCUCUGCUCUUCCGUGUCCCCCUCUGCUCUUCCGUGUCCCCCUCUGCUCUUCCGUGUCCCCCUCUGCUCUUCCGUGUUCCCCUCUGCUCUUCCGUGUUCCCCUCUGCUCUUCCGUGUCCCCCUCUGCUCUUCCGUGUUCCCCUCUGCUCUUCCGUGUCCCCCUCUGCUCUUCCGUGUCCCUCUCUGCUCUUCCGUGUCCCCCUCUGCUCUUCCGUGUCCCCCUCUGCUCUUCCGUGUCCCCCUCUGCUCUUCCGUGUCCCCCUCUGCUCUUCCGUGUCCCUCUCUGCUCUUCCGUGUCCCUCUCUGCUCUUCUGUGUCCCCCUCUGCUCUUCCGUGUCCCCCUCUGCUCUUCCGUGUCCCCCUCUGCUCUUCCGUGUCCCCCUCUGCUCUUCCGUGUCCCCCUCUGCUCUUCCGUGUCCCUCUCUGCUCUUCCGUGUCCCUCUCUGCUCUUCUGUGUCCCCCUCUGCUCUUCCGUGUCCCCCUCUGCUCUUCCGUGUCCCCCUCUGCUCUUCCGUGUCCCCCUCUGCUCUUCCGUGUUCCCCUCUGCUCUUCCGUGUUCCCCUCUGCUCUUCCGUGUCCCCCUCUGCUCUUCCGUGUUCCCCUCUGCUCUUCCGUGUUCCCCUCUGCUCUUCCGUGUCCCCCUCUGCUCUUCCGUGUCCCUCUCUGCUCUUCCGUGUCCCCCUCUGCUCUUCCGUGUCCCCCUCUGCUCUUCCGUGUCCCCCUCUGCUCUUCCGUGUUCCCCUCUGCUCUUCCGUGUUCCCCUCUGCUCUUCCGUGUCCCCCUCUGCUCUUCCGUGUCCCUCUCUGCUCUUCCGUGUCCCCCUCUGCUCUUCCGUGUCCCCCUCUGCUCUUCCGUGUCCCCCUCUGCUCUUCCGUGUCCCCCUCUGCUCUUCCGUGUUCCCCUCUGCUCUUCCGUGUCCCCCUCUGCUCUUCCGUGUCCCCCUCUGCUCUUCCGUGUCCCCCUCUGCUCUUCCGUGUCCCCCUCUGCUCUUCCGUGUCCCCCUCUGCUCUUCCGUGUCCCCCUCUGCUCUUCCGUGUCCCCCUCUGCUCUUCCGUGUCCCCCUCUGCUCUUCCGUGUCCCCCUCUGCUCUUCCGUGUCCCCCUCUGCUCUUCCGUGUCCCCCUCUGCUCUUCCGUGUUCCCCUCUGCUCUUCCGUGUCCCCCUCUGCUCUUCCGUGUCCCCCUCUGCUCUUCCGUGUCCCUCUCUGCUCUUCCGUGUCCCUCUCUGCUCUUCUGUGUCCCCCUCUGCUCUUCCGUGUCCCCCUCUGCUCUUCCGUGUCCCCCUCUGCUCUUCCGUGUCCCCCUCUGCUCUUCCGUGUCCCCCUCUGCUCUUCCGUGUCCCUCUCUGCUCUUCCGUGUCCCUCUCUGCUCUUCUGUGUCCCCCUCUGCUCUUCCGUGUCCCCCUCUGCUCUUCCGUGUCCCCCUCUGCUCUUCCGUGUCCCCCUCUGCUCUUCCGUGUUCCCCUCUGCUCUUCCGUGUUCCCCUCUGCUCUUCCGUGUCCCCCUCUGCUCUUCCGUGUUCCCCUCUGCUCUUCCGUGUUCCCCUCUGCUCUUCCGUGUCCCCCUCUGCUCUUCCGUGUCCCUCUCUGCUCUUCCGUGUCCCCCUCUGCUCUUCCGUGUCCCCCUCUGCUCUUCCGUGUCCCCCUCUGCUCUUCCGUGUUCCCCUCUGCUCUUCCGUGUUCCCCUCUGCUCUUCCGUGUCCCCCUCUGCUCUUCCGUGUUCCCCUCUGCUCUUCCGUGUUCCCCUCUGCUCUUCCGUGUCCCCCUCUGCUCUUCCGUGUCCCCCUCUGCUCUUCCGUGUUCCCCUCUGCUCUUCCGUGUUCCCCUCUGCUCUUCCGUGUCCCCCUCUGCUCUUCCGUGUUCCCCUCUGCUCUUCCGUGUUCCCCUCUGCUCUUCCGUGUCCCCCUCUGCUCUUCCGUGUCCCUCUCUGCUCUUCCGUGUCCCCCUCUGCUCUUCCGUGUCCCCCUCUGCUCUUCCGUGUCCCCCUCUGCUCUUCCGUGUCCCCCUCUGCUCUUCCGUGUUCCCCUCUGCUCUUCCGUGUUCCCCUCUGCUCUUCCGUGUCCCCCUCUGCUCUUCCGUGUCCCUCUCUGCUCUUCCGUGUCCCCCUCUGCUCUUCCGUGUCCCCCUCUGCUCUUCCGUGUCCCCCUCUGCUCUUCCGUGUCCCCCUCUGCUCUUCCGUGUUCCCCUCUGCUCUUCCGUGUUCCCCUCUGCUCUUCCGUGUUCCCCUCUGCUCUUCCGUGUCCCCCUCUGCUCUUCCGUGUCCCUCUCUGCUCUUCCGUGUCCCCCUCUGCUCUUCCGUGUCCCCCUCUGCUCUUCCGUGUCCCCCUCUGCUCUUCCGUGUCCCCCUCUGCUCUUCCGUGUUCCCCUCUGCUCUUCCGUGUUCCCCUCUGCUCUUCCGUGUCCCCCUCUGCUCUUCCGUGUCCCCCUCUGCUCUUCCGUGUCCCCCUCUGCUCUUCCGUGUCCCCCUCUGCUCUUCCGUGUUCCCCUCUGCUCUUCCGUGUCCCCCUCUGCUCUUCCGUGUUCCCCUCUGCUCUUCCGUGUUCCCCUCUGCUCUUCCGUGUCCCCCUCUGCUCUUCCGUGUCCCUCUCUGCUCUUCCGUGUCCCCCUCUGCUCUUCCGUGUCCCCCUCUGCUCUUCCGUGUCCCCCUCUGCUCUUCCGUGUUCCCCUCUGCUCUUCCGUGUUCCCCUCUGCUCUUCCGUGUCCCCCUCUGCUCUUCCGUGUCCCUCUCUGCUCUUCCGUGUCCCCCUCUGCUCUUCCGUGUCCCCCUCUGCUCUUCCGUGUCCCCCUCUGCUCUUCCGUGUCCCCCUCUGCUCUUCCGUGUUCCCCUCUGCUCUUCCGUGUCCCCCUCUGCUCUUCCGUGUCCCCCUCUGCUCUUCCGUGUCCCCCUCUGCUCUUCCGUGUCCCCCUCUGCUCUUCCGUGUCCCCCUCUGCUCUUCCGUGUCCCCCUCUGCUCUUCCGUGUCCCCCUCUGCUCUUCCGUGUCCCCCUCUGCUCUUCCGUGUCCCCCUCUGCUCUUCCGUGUCCCCCUCUGCUCUUCCGUGUCCCCCUCUGCUCUUCCGUGUUCCCCUCUGCUCUUCCGUGUCCCCCUCUGCUCUUCCGUGUCCCCCUCUGCUCUUCCGUGUCCCUCUCUGCUCUUCCGUGUCCCUCUCUGCUCUUCUGUGUCCCCCUCUGCUCUUCCGUGUCCCCCUCUGCUCUUCCGUGUCCCCCUCUGCUCUUCCGUGUCCCCCUCUGCUCUUCCGUGUCCCCCUCUGCUCUUCCGUGUCCCUCUCUGCUCUUCCGUGUCCCUCUCUGCUCUUCUGUGUCCCCCUCUGCUCUUCCGUGUCCCCCUCUGCUCUUCCGUGUCCCCCUCUGCUCUUCCGUGUCCCCCUCUGCUCUUCCGUGUUCCCCUCUGCUCUUCCGUGUUCCCCUCUGCUCUUCCGUGUCCCCCUCUGCUCUUCCGUGUUCCCCUCUGCUCUUCCGUGUUCCCCUCUGCUCUUCCGUGUCCCCCUCUGCUCUUCCGUGUCCCUCUCUGCUCUUCCGUGUCCCCCUCUGCUCUUCCGUGUCCCCCUCUGCUCUUCCGUGUCCCCCUCUGCUCUUCCGUGUUCCCCUCUGCUCUUCCGUGUUCCCCUCUGCUCUUCCGUGUCCCCCUCUGCUCUUCCGUGUUCCCCUCUGCUCUUCCGUGUUCCCCUCUGCUCUUCCGUGUCCCCCUCUGCUCUUCCGUGUCCCCCUCUGCUCUUCCGUGUUCCCCUCUGCUCUUCCGUGUUCCCCUCUGCUCUUCCGUGUCCCCCUCUGCUCUUCCGUGUUCCCCUCUGCUCUUCCGUGUUCCCCUCUGCUCUUCCGUGUCCCCCUCUGCUCUUCCGUGUCCCUCUCUGCUCUUCCGUGUCCCCCUCUGCUCUUCCGUGUCCCCCUCUGCUCUUCCGUGUCCCCCUCUGCUCUUCCGUGUCCCCCUCUGCUCUUCCGUGUUCCCCUCUGCUCUUCCGUGUUCCCCUCUGCUCUUCCGUGUCCCCCUCUGCUCUUCCGUGUCCCUCUCUGCUCUUCCGUGUCCCCCUCUGCUCUUCCGUGUCCCCCUCUGCUCUUCCGUGUCCCCCUCUGCUCUUCCGUGUCCCCCUCUGCUCUUCCGUGUUCCCCUCUGCUCUUCCGUGUUCCCCUCUGCUCUUCCGUGUUCCCCUCUGCUCUUCCGUGUCCCCCUCUGCUCUUCCGUGUCCCUCUCUGCUCUUCCGUGUCCCCCUCUGCUCUUCCGUGUCCCCCUCUGCUCUUCCGUGUCCCCCUCUGCUCUUCCGUGUCCCCCUCUGCUCUUCCGUGUUCCCCUCUGCUCUUCCGUGUUCCCCUCUGCUCUUCCGUGUCCCCCUCUGCUCUUCCGUGUCCCCCUCUGCUCUUCCGUGUCCCCCUCUGCUCUUCCGUGUCCCCCUCUGCUCUUCCGUGUUCCUCUCUGCUCUUCCGUGUUCCCCUCUGCUCUUCCGUGUCCCCCUCUGCUCUUCCGUGUCCCUCUCUGCUCUUCCGUGUCCCCCUCUGCUCUUCCGUGUCCCCCUCUGCUCUUCCGUGUCCCCCUCUGCUCUUCCGUGUCCCCCUCUGCUCUUCCGUGUUCCCCUCUGCUCUUCCGUGUUCCCCUCUGCUCUUCCGUGUCCCCCUCUGCUCUUCCGUGUCCCCCUCUGCUCUUCCGUGUCCCCCUCUGCUCUUCCGUGUCCCCCUCUGCUCUUCCGUGUUCCUCUCUGCUCUUCCGUGUCCCCCUCUGCUCUUCCGUGUCCCCCUCUGCUCUUCCGUGUUCCUCUCUGCUCUUCCGUGUCCCCCUCUGCUCUUCCGUGUCCCCCUCUGCUCUUCCGUGUUCCCCUCUGCUCUUCCGUGUUCCCCUCUGCUCUUCCGUGUCCCCCUCUGCUCUUCCGUGUUCCCCUCUGCUCUUCCGUGUUCCCCUCUGCUCUUCCGUGUCCCCCUCUGCUCUUCCGUGUCCCUCUCUGCUCUUCCGUGUCCCCCUCUGCUCUUCCGUGUCCCCCUCUGCUCUUCCGUGUCCCCCUCUGCUCUUCCGUGUUCCCCUCUGCUCUUCCGUGUUCCCCUCUGCUCUUCCGUGUCCCCCUCUGCUCUUCCGUGUUCCCCUCUGCUCUUCCGUGUUCCCCUCUGCUCUUCCGUGUCCCCCUCUGCUCUUCCGUGUCCCCCUCUGCUCUUCCGUGUUCCCCUCUGCUCUUCCGUGUUCCCCUCUGCUCUUCCGUGUCCCCCUCUGCUCUUCCGUGUUCCCCUCUGCUCUUCCGUGUUCCCCUCUGCUCUUCCGUGUCCCCCUCUGCUCUUCCGUGUCCCUCUCUGCUCUUCCGUGUCCCCCUCUGCUCUUCCGUGUCCCCCUCUGCUCUUCCGUGUCCCCCUCUGCUCUUCCGUGUCCCCCUCUGCUCUUCCGUGUUCCCCUCUGCUCUUCCGUGUUCCCCUCUGCUCUUCCGUGUCCCCCUCUGCUCUUCCGUGUCCCUCUCUGCUCUUCCGUGUCCCCCUCUGCUCUUCCGUGUCCCCCUCUGCUCUUCCGUGUCCCCCUCUGCUCUUCCGUGUCCCCCUCUGCUCUUCCGUGUUCCCCUCUGCUCUUCCGUGUUCCCCUCUGCUCUUCCGUGUUCCCCUCUGCUCUUCCGUGUCCCCCUCUGCUCUUCCGUGUCCCUCUCUGCUCUUCCGUGUCCCCCUCUGCUCUUCCGUGUCCCCCUCUGCUCUUCCGUGUCCCCCUCUGCUCUUCCGUGUCCCCCUCUGCUCUUCCGUGUUCCCCUCUGCUCUUCCGUGUUCCCCUCUGCUCUUCCGUGUCCCCCUCUGCUCUUCCGUGUCCCCCUCUGCUCUUCCGUGUCCCCCUCUGCUCUUCCGUGUCCCCCUCUGCUCUUCCGUGUUCCUCUCUGCUCUUCCGUGUUCCCCUCUGCUCUUCCGUGUCCCCCUCUGCUCUUCCGUGUCCCUCUCUGCUCUUCCGUGUCCCCCUCUGCUCUUCCGUGUCCCCCUCUGCUCUUCCGUGUCCCCCUCUGCUCUUCCGUGUCCCCCUCUGCUCUUCCGUGUUCCCCUCUGCUCUUCCGUGUUCCCCUCUGCUCUUCCGUGUCCCCCUCUGCUCUUCCGUGUCCCCCUCUGCUCUUCCGUGUCCCCCUCUGCUCUUCCGUGUCCCCCUCUGCUCUUCCGUGUUCCUCUCUGCUCUUCCGUGUCCCCCUCUGCUCUUCCGUGUCCCCCUCUGCUCUUCCGUGUUCCUCUCUGCUCUUCCGUGUCCCCCUCUGCUCUUCCGUGUCCCCCUCUGCUCUUCCGUGUCCCCCUCUGCUCUUCCGUGUCCCCCUCUGCUCUUCCGUGUUCCCCUCUGCUCUUCCGUGUCCCCCUCUGCUCUUCCGUGUCCCCCUCUGCUCUUCCGUGUCCCCCUCUGUCCGCCCCCUGCCUCCCCCCCUCCCCUCCCUCCCCUGCAGGCUUCAACUGCGGCGAGGCGGUCAACGUGGCGCUGCCCGACUGGUUUCCGUUCGCUGCUGCUGCCGCCCGGCGCUACGCCGUGCUGCGCCGCGCGCCGCUGCUGUGCUGGGAGGAGCUGCUGUGCCGCCACGUGGUGGCGCUGCUCAGGAGCGAGGGGGGAAAGAUGGGGGAGAGGGGCGAGAGGGCGGAUGAGGAGCAAGUGGGAAAAAUGCAGGAGAGGGUGGAGGAGGGCGGGAGUGCCGCCAGGACACUAGGGAGGGCGGGAGAGGAGGUGCACGAUGGGUUGAGAGGGCAGAGCGCAGAGAAGGCGGCACGGCAUGCAGUGGUGGUGUUCUCGCCCUGCAAGGAGAGCGGCCCGGGGCCCCCUGCUGAUCGUGUUGACCGCGUUGACUUGCCUCCAUGUACAGCGGCAGCAGCGCCUGGUGGCGUGGCAAGCAGCAAUGGCAGUGGCACACAGAUAGGACGCAGUGAGGAGCGCAGGCGCAGCGAUACUCAUGGUGGCGCUGUUGACCCCGUUGACCUGCCUCCCUCCACUGGCAACACUGACCCCAUGCACCCCUCCACUGGCAACACUGACCCCAUGCACCCCUCCACUGGCAACACUGACCCCAUGCACCCCUCUAGCCCCACUGACCCUGUUGACCCCAUUGACCCCACUGACUUGGUUGACCCCGUGGACUCUACAGACGCCAUCGAUGCCAUUCAGGUCACCCCACCUCGCCUGGCCACCAUGGGCCACGUGGGGCGCAGCGCGGUGGAGCAGUUGGUGCGGCUGGUGGGCGAGGAGGGGCGCAUCCAGGCGUGGAUGCAGCAGCGAGGCGCCGUGGUGGCGGUGCUGCCGGGGCUGUCAGCGGCGCUGCCAUGCUCGCUGUGCUGCCGCCUGUGCCACCUGGCGGUGGUGGCGUGCUGCUGUGUGCGCGACCCCAUCUGCCUGCACCACGGUGCGUGCACGUGGCCGGCCGUGGGUGUGGCCAUGUGGUUGGAUGCAUCUCCCCUCGCUCUCAUUGUUCUUCAACACCACUGCCACUUCCCGCAACUCUUGUCUUCUCGUCCCUCGUCUCACCCGUACCGCUGCCUGCCCACGUCUCACCCCAGCAUCAACCGCGCCUGUCGCUGUGGCCCCCUGCGCAUCAUCUCGCUGCGCCGCCACACGCCCGCCCUCCACCGCCUCGCCCUGCGCCUGCACACUGUGCUCUCUGCCACCCCCACCGCACCGCACCGCACUGUAUGCACGCUGCAAGAGCACCCGAUGGCAGGGCGCGCAGCCGCAGCAGCAGGCGUGCUGGCAGCGCUGGGAGCAGCGGCACCGGCGCGGUGGGAUGAGGACGUGGCUGAUAUCGAAUCACUCUCUAACGAGCAUGACCUGGAGGGGUUCGGAGGGAACGUUGACAGGGAGCAGUGGGUGAGAAAGGGUGGGGGGGGCGGAGGGCGGGGGGCGGGCAUGAACAAUGGAGAGGUGGAGGACGCAGGAGGGCGUACUGUGGGAGGAAUGGGUGCAGUGGUUGAGAGCGGUGGCGAGGGGUGCAGAGAUGGCAGGCAUUGUGGUGGUGAGCUUGACGAAAAGCCAUGCAAUGAUAUGGCAUUUGGUGACGUGGCAUGUGGUGACGUGGCAUGUGGUGGCAAUACAUGGUGUGGCACAGGCGAGGGCGAGGAAGCAGGGUGUGGUGCAAGUGAAUGUGCUGUAGCUGAUGGUGCUGUAGCUGAUGGUGCUGUAGCUGAUGGUGCUGUAGCUGAUGGUGCUGUAGCUGAUGGUGCUGUAGCUGAUGGUGCUGCUGAGAUGCCAUGCGGCAACGGUGGGUGCAAGCAGGGAGAGCGUGGCAGCAACGAUCACGGCCGUGCCCCCUGCCAUGCGCCAUGCUCCUUGCCACACCCGCCACUACCCCACCCUACCCGACCUCGCGAGUGGAAGCAGCAGAUGGAAGUGAUGCGUGUGCACGCCGAGCAGCUUGCAGCCAUACAGGUGGCAGUAGGGAGCGCCAUGCGUGGUGAGCACGCGGCACCAGCAGCAGAGGGGCGGCCUCCCCCACAGGGGCGUGCUGCCACCCACCCCGCACUGCACCGCCCUGCCGCCACCCCUCCCCCUGCCCUGCCGCCUCCUGCUCCCCCCCACGCCCAUCCCGCGGCACUGUGGGCACCAUGCGGUGUGCAGGAGAGUGCGGGUGCGGAGGCGAGGGCGCAGGUGGGGCAGCGCGCCCACAUGACAGCGCUGGACGUGCUGCUGCUGCCCGCUCCUCCCCCACCCCCCUCGCCUCCUCUCCUGCCCCCCCCGGCCAUGCCCCACCCCCCGCCAACCCCCCUGUGCUUGCCCCGCGCCCUGCUCCUCCCCAGCCGUUCCCAUGGUGCUGUGGCGCGUGAGUGCGUCCCUGUGGUGGCCGCUCAUGGCCGCGUGGGCGCGCCGUGGGAUGGCCCAGCAGCACCACGAGGAGAAGGGCAAGGCAUCACAGUGGCACGUGGAGGCAUCACAGUGGCACCACAAGGCAUCACAGUGGCACGUGGAGGCAUCACAGUGGCACCACAAGGCAUCACAGUGGCACGUGGAGGCGGGCAGGUGGGGAGCAGUGCGGGCGAGGUAGGCGGUGCAGGGGGGCAGCGAUGGCAGCCGGGUGCAGAGAGCGCGAGGGUGGAGGAGCGGGGCCAAGGUGGUCCAGUAGUUGAGCAGAUGGCGUGCAGUGGCGGGCAAAGAAUGGGUGAAGAGGGGUGCUGUGGGGGGAUGGGAGUGCGAUGCAGCAGCAGCAGCAGGGGGCGGGGUGGGUGCAAUGGGGACCGGGUGGAGGGCAGCAGCGAGGGGGCUGCGCUGGCAGGGGUGGCGGAGGGGGGUGAUGCGAUGGUGGCGGAGGGGGGUGAUGCAAUGGUGGCGUGGGCAGGGACAAGGGUGGAGCCGGACAUGACGCGGUGUGAGAUGGCGGAGAGGGACGGACGCUGGGGAGGGGUGGAGGGCGCUGGGGGAGGAGUGGAGGGCGCCGGGGGAGGAGUGGAGGGCAAAAGGAAGGAAACAGCAGAGGUAGGAGGGUGGGAGGCAGUGGGGGAAAGAGGGGAGGAGCAAAAGGAGGGAAGAGAGGAGGGAGGAGAGGAGGAGGGAGGGGAGGGAUUGAAGGAGGAAAGAGGGGAGCAGAAUAGGGAGGGAAUACGGGGGACAGGAAAGGAGGAAAGAGAUCAGGUAGGAGAGGAAGGAAGAAGGGAGGAAAGUGGGGAGAGAAGAAGGGAGGCAGGAGAGGCGGGAGCAGGGGAAGAAGGAAUGGAGGAAAUUGGGGACGGGAAAAUGGAGGGGAAAGAGGAGGGAGGAAAGGAGGAAGGAGGGGAGGAAGUAGAGGAAGGAAGAGGGAAGGAAAGAUGGGGGGUAAGAAUAGGAGGAGAUGAGGGCAAAGGUAUGGAUGAAUGGAGCGAGGGAGGAACGGAGAAAGGGAGAGAGGGAGGAGCGAAGGAGCAAGGGGAUGGAUGCGAGGUGGGGAAUGAGGAGGAAGGGGAGGGCGUGCAAGGGGCAGUGCGAGCGGGCAGUGGUGAACAGGCGGGUGAGUGUGAGGGGGGUGGCGGUGAGUGCAAUGGAGUGUGGCGGGCAGACGGAGGAAGCGGAGAGUGCCAUGGCGAAGCGAGUGCGUGUGGUGAGAGAGCGAGUGCGUGUGGUGAGAGAGCGAGUGAGGCGGCGUGCCCACCAUGUGAUGCAUCAGGUGAGGCGGCAGCAACAGCAGCAGGUGCAGCGGAAGGAGGUGAUAGAGAGGGGUGUGCGCUACGAGGUGAUAGAGAGGGGUAUGCGCUACGAGGUGAUAGAGAGGGGUAUGCGCUACGAGGUGAUAGAGAGGGGUAUGCGCUACGAGGCCAUCGCCAACAAUUUGCACCUCCUGAUGCCAUUGCUUCUGCACGCACUCAUGCUCAUGCUCAUGCUGAUGGCGACACUGAUGCGGGUAGUGGUGGUGCGUAUGGUGUGCGAGGAGAGGGUGCUGAGACCCCCCUGGGUGGGGCAGCAAGGACGCUGGGAAGGGUGGUGGUGCAGCAGGAGGGGCAACAGGAGGGGCAGCAGGAGGGGCAGCAGGAGGGGCAACAGGAGGGACAGCAGGAGGGGCAGCAGGAGGGGCAGCAGGAGGGGCAGCAGGAGGGGCAACAGGAGGGGCAGCAGGAGGGGCAGCAGGAGGGGCAACAGGAGGGACAGCAGGAGGGGCAGCAGGAGGGGCAGCAGGAGGGGCAGCAGGAGGGGCAGCAGGAGGGGCAGCAGGAGGGGCAGCAGGAGGGGCAGCAGGAGGGGCAACAGGAGGAGGGGCAGCAGGAGGGGCAGCAGGAGGGGCAGCAGGAGGGGCAGCAGGAGGGGCAGCAGGAGGGGCAGCAGGAGGGGCAGCAGGAGGGGCAGCAGGAGGGGCAGCAGGAGAGGCAGCAGGAGGGGCAGCAGGAGGGGCAGCAGGAGGGGCAGCAGGAGGGGCAACAGGAGGGACAGCAGGAGGGGCAGCAGGAGGGGCAGCAGGAGGGACAGCAGGAGGGACAGCAGGAGGGGCAGCAGGAGGGGCAGCAGGAGGGGCAGCAGGAGGGGCAGCAGGAGGGACAGCAGGAGGGGCAGCAGGAGGGGCAGCAGGAGGGGCAGCAGCGGUGGAGCGGAGGGGCGAGCAGGCGGCGGCGGCGGCAGCUGUGGAUGGUGUGGGAUGGCGGGCGGCGGAGGAAGAAGAGCCGCUCCGCUCAGGGGGGCCCGUGGGCGGGCGGUGCUGGUGGCACUGCUGCUCCCCCGCCUCGUGCUCAUCGCAGCCCUGCUGCCACUCGUGGCGGUGGUGGCAGCAGUGGCAGUGAGAAGAGCAGCAGUGACGAGUGGCGCUGGGCGUGGGAGAGCAAGGGGCGGAGGAGCAGACGGGGCAGGCGAGAGGUAGGGCACUUGUUGGCAAGAGGGGAGCAGGGGGGCAUGGCGCUGGCAGUGAGGGGAGAGAAGAGGAAGGCAGAGGAUGAGGGGCGGGUAGAUGUGGGCAUGGCGGCAGCAGCUGCAGCAGCAGCAGCAGCAGCAGCAGCAGGCGUGAGUCCGGUGAAGCAGAGGCGGCUGGUGGAGGUGAGCGGAGGGAGCUGCGGUCCAUGGGCUGUGAGGGAGGACAGGGCUGUGAGGGAGGACAGGGCUGUGAGGGAGGACAGGGCUGUGAGGGAGGACAGGGCUGUGAGGGAGGACAGGGCUGUGAAGGGGACGAUGGAGGUGGUGGGCAUGGGGGGUGGGCUUUCACACGAGCACGCAUGGCAUGCAACGGAAGGUGGGUCGAGGUGCGAGAGUGGUGAGGCCUCUUUGGUGGUCAGCAGCGCGGUGAAGAGUGGUGCCGUGCGCAGCUGUCGGUCCAUGCUGGUGGGCCAGCAUGGGCAGGGUGGGCAGGGAGGCGCAGCGGAGGGAGGGGAGGGGUGGAGAGGGGAGGGCCCGUGGGAGAAGGGCUUCUGGCAGCUCGUGGUGCGGCAGCGCCGCACCACGGCGAGCUCGCUGCGCCAUUUCUUAUCGAUCGGUCGUCGUCCGCAACGCGCCGCACCGCACGCUGCGACGAGUUCCAUCGGAGCCGUGCUGCCUGCGUGCUCGCGCCGUCUCGAUUCCACAUUCGCUCUCCCCCGCGCGUGCCAUCGCGUGCGAUCAGCUGUUCCCCUGCCGACCGGCGUGUGGCGGCCGUGUGGAUCGCGAUCGCGCGGGAUGGGGGGAGGAGGCGGCAGCGGGGAGGUGGUGGUGGACGGGAAGCGGAUGUACGUACCCGUUUAUGGCAUCCUCGCUAGCAGCGCCAUGUCGGCGUGCUUCGCCGAGGUGAGAUCUGCGGCGUCCCUAGCCGCUCUGCCUCCCUCCGCCCGCAUCGCAAGCUCCCUGUGUGCUCGUCUCUAUUCCCGUCGCGCCGCUUUCCCUCCCCGCCCGUGCCUUGUUUUGAGACGAAGCGCGUCUCGGGUCGGCAGUAGCCACGAGGGCCCCAUUACCCCCCACCCCCCCUCGCUGUCCUCCCCUCUCUCCGCCAUUCUCCCCCCGCUCUGCGCGCAGUUCUGCACGCUGCCCAUCGACACGGCCAAGGUGCGCCUGCAGCUGCAGGGCAAGCCGUCUGGGGGGGCGGGCGGGGCGAUCGGCGCAGUGAAGUACCGCGGGAUGGUGGGGACGAUGGGGACCAUCGCGCGCGAGGAGGGGCUGUCGGCGCUGUGGAAGGGGCUCGUGCCGGGGCUGCACCGCCAGUGCGUCUAUGGCGGCCUGCGCAUCGGCCUCUACGACCCCGUGAGCCUCCAUGCGCCCUCUACCACCCCCUUCUAUGCGCCCUCUAUGGAUGCGAGCCGCACGGGCGAGCUGCCGGCGUCGGCAGGCCACAGAAUGGUGCGCUGUGAUGCGUUGAGCACCGCCCCUGCGCUCAACACUCAACUGUCUGCGCUCCUCGCUGCUCCUGUGCCCUCUGCCUCCGUGGGCGCACAGGUGAAGGCGCUGUUCGUGGGCAAGGACCACACGGGCGACGUGCCUCUCACCAUGAAGAUCGCUGCCGCCCUCACCACAGGUGCUGCCCUCACCACAGGUGCCGUGUCCCCUGCUCUCUCCUACCUCCCCUGCUGCCCUCCUCCCACCCUCAAACCGCCUUCUUUCAAGCACCCUCACUCUUUCCUCACCAUGCCCCAUGCCCCAUGCCCCCUGCACCAUGCCCCAUGCACCAUGCCCCAUGCACCAUGCCCCAUGCACCAUGCCCCAUGCCCCAUGCCCCAUGCACCAUGCCCCAUGCCCCAUGCACCAUGCCCCAUGCACCAUGCCCCAUGCACCAUACGCCAUGCCCCAUGCACCAUGCCCCAUGCACGAUGCACCAUGCCCCAUGCACGAUGCACCAUGCCCCAUGCACGAUGCACCAUGCCCCAUGCACGAUGCACCAUGCCCCAUGCGCCAUGCACAGGGGCGGUGGGAAUAGCGAUCGCCAACCCCACGGAUCUGGUGAAGGUGCGGCUGCAGUCCGAGGGGCGCCUGCCGCCCGGCAUGCCCAAGCGCUACUCGGGCGCCCUCAACGCCUACGCCACCAUCGCCCGCCAGGAGGGCGUGGCAGCGCUGUGGACGGGUGUGGGGCCCAACAUCGCACGCAACGCCCUCAUCAACGCCGCUGAGCUCGCCAGCUACGACCAGAUCAAGCAGUCGCUGCUCAAGGUGCCGGGCUUCGGGGACAACGUGGGGACGCACCUCAUCGCUGGGCUCGGCGCCGGCUUCUUCGCCGUCUGCAUUGGCUCGCCCGUCGAUGUGGUGAAGUCGAGGGUGAUGGGCGACAGCAGCGGGCAGUACAAGGGCACCCUCGACUGCUUCGUCAAGACCUUCCGCAACGACGGCGUGAUGGCGUUCUACAAGGGCUUCAUCCCCAACUUCGGCCGCCUGGGCUCCUGGAAUGUCAUCAUGUUCCUCACGCUCGAGCAGUCACAUCCUCUCGAAACUCCUCACUCACAUGCAGUCUGCAUUCACUCUAGCCACGUUCUGUUGAAGUGCUUUUGUCCGGCACUCAUGCGCCCAUCUGUCCCGCUUAUGCUCGUAGCCGCCCGUGCCACGGACCCCCCUCCUGUGCCACGGACCCCCCUCCUGUGCCACGGACCCCCCUCCUGUGCCACGGACCCCCCUCCUGUGCCACGGACCCCCCUCCUGUGCCACGGACCCCCCUCCUGUGCCACGGACCCCCCUCCUGUGCCACGGACCCCCCUCCUGUGCCACGGACCCCCCUCCUGUGCCACGGACCCCCCUCCUGUGCCACGGACCCCCCUCCUGUGCCACGGACCCCCCUCCUGUGCCACGGACCCCCCUCCUGUGCCACGGACCCCCCUCCUGUGCCACGGACCCCCCUCCUGUGCCACGGACCCCCCUCCUGUGCCACGGACCCCCCUCCUGUGCCACGGACCCCCCUCCUGUGCCACGGACCCCCCUCCUGUGCCACGGACCCCCCUCCUGUGCCACGGACCCCCCUCCUGUGGCUAA